GCCAUUGCUAUGGAGGAAAAGAGAACUGUGACUUUCCGAGAUGUUGCCAAGAGCUAUUUCUCACAGACAAGGGUGGACUGUCGCUACACUAUAAGCAGUCAUCACAGCUGGAGCAGUCAUGACUGGAUAGGUCUUUUUAAGGUGGGAUGGCUGACAGUGAAUGAUUACUACACUUUUGCCUGGGCUCUAGCACCAGAAGGGUACCAAACAGGAACAGAUGCAAACUGUAGUGUGGCCUUUCACUCGUCUUAUCUACCAAAACCUGGUGGGGAGGCAUAUCAGUUUGCUUAUGUGGAUGAACGUGACGAGAUAUGUGCAGUCAGUUCUCAGUUUACUUUUUGUGCUCCAAGACCUCUGGAUGAACUUGUUACACUAGAGCAGGAGAAAAAUGGUGAGGAAGAGGAGGGGGGAUAUGACCUGCUGGUGGUGGUGCCAAAGGCUCUGAUCCUGCAGAAUCUCUUAGAAGGAUGUCAGCGUGAGUUACAUGAGCUGCGUAAGAGGUUUGAGGCUGCUGAUGCUGAGGUCGAGAGAGAAAGGGAGAGAUGGAAAGCUGAAAAAGAUGAGCUUGAAAGAGUAAAAAAUGAGAUGAAGUGUCAGAUUGAUGAGCUAAAAAGCAACCUGAGGCAAAGCACUGAAAAAAUUGAGGAACACGAGCAAAAACAAAAGGAUGUGCAAAGCACUCAUGAAAACAUGGCUGCUGAACUUAGUGGGCUGCUAGCAGAGAGAGAUGAAAAUCAUCAGCAAAUCAAAGAACUCCAACAGGAUGCUGCCACUCUGACUCAACAAAAACAAGACAUAGAGGCCGAGCUUGACAGAAUGAAGGAAAGAGUUAAAAAGAUGACCACACAAAGGCGAGAUGAAGAAAAGGAGAGGAGAGAUUUGCAGAUAGAGAAUGAGCAGGCACAUGCUGAGCUGCGGACCUUGCAAGAGCGUCUGGAGGCCAGUGAGCGUAGCAAUGAGGCCCUCCGCAGGGACCUGAGUGAACUGGGCUCCUUGCAGAGUCACAGCCAUGCAGAGCUGCAUCAGGUCAGACUUCAGUCUGCACAGAUGAGUUUACAACUGUCCCAGGCCAACCUGUCACUGCGUGAGGGGCAAGCCACCUGGGCCCAGGAGAGGGAGACUUUAAGACAAAGUGCAGAGUUGGCUAAGGAUCGUUUUCAGAAACUGAGCCGUGAGCUUCAGAAGAAGGAAGAGUGGCUCCAGGAGGAGAGAACCGAGCGAGAAAAACUGGAAGUGGAGCUGGGGAACGAGAAGGAUUGUAACCGG
Messenger RNA from Sinocyclocheilus rhinocerous, 1266 nucleotides. RefSeq names its product calcium-binding and coiled-coil domain-containing protein 1-like. The record is from RefSeq and is a predicted model, not a curated record. Gene Ontology annotation, biological process: positive regulation of transcription by RNA polymerase II. The transcript is spliced from 8 exons. Lineage: Eukaryota; Metazoa; Chordata; Actinopteri; Cypriniformes; Cyprinidae. Gene Ontology annotation, molecular function: transcription coactivator activity. The annotation marks the transcript as partial.